GAUUUUGUAGUAGAUUUUUAAUUUUUAGACAUAGUUUACUUCUUUUUUCAUUAUUUUAUAUUUUUUUUAUCAUUUGAUCAUGGAACAUCUUUAGUCGUGAAAGAUGUGGAUGCAAAUGAACUAACCUUAACAAUAUGUGAAAGUUUGGGAUUUUUAUGUUGAACUAUAUUUAGCUGUACAACGUUUGUGAUUUUAUAUUUUUUAUUACUCAUUGAAACUCAUCAUUAUUUGAUUGGUAUACUAUUAAUGCAAAGUAUAGGUUAUGCAGAUUGUCUGCAGAGUAAUGUAAUGAAUAGCUGUGGGAACUCUAAUAUUAGCACGAAGCUACGUGGAUCUAAGUGCUCGGAGAUACAGGAAGAAUCUAUUGGUAAUAAUCGUGCUGGAGUGUUAGAAAAAGGAGACAUAAAUGUUUUAAGUGGUUAUAAUGCAAAUGAUUUCAAUGCUCCAAGAGGUACAUUGGUUAUUUGUCAAAGAAAUACAAACAGUUAUUCUUCUGAGCAUAGCUUCCCCAGAUUCAAACCAAGAAUUGGUGCCGUUCCACGCAAUGAAUUUCGAAUGGCUCGUGGAGGCAGCUCUGGAGAUCGUACCAGAGGUACAUUACGGGGUAGAGCCUUUAAAAAAACACCCAUUGAUCGAGACUCAAAUGCUGAAACCAGUUAUUAUCCUACAACUAGACCAAAAUUUCAAGAAUCGCUGAAAAACCAAGAAAAUGCACAGGGAAAAUACUACGAUGAUAAAAGAAUAUAUGAAGAUUCAAGAAUUUCUAAACUUUUGAGGCGAUUGUGUCGGGAAGAUGAUUAUGAUCAUUUUAUGGUGUUAUGUAAACAAGCGCAAGAAGGUAUAAUUGCAGCUGAAAAUCAAAGGUAUAUACGACGAAAUUUGGAUGUUAUUUGUGAAAGUCUAUUGGAUUUAUUACACACUGGUCCUGGACCAGAAGCGAAACAACAGGUUGCAAAGUGUUUAGGUCGUAUUGGGUAUGCUGCUGAACAAGAUUUUAAACGAUACAUGGAUUGGGUAUUCAAUAAAUGUUCAAUGGAAAGAAAGGACGACAUAAAGUGCCUUUUAAUUAAAUCAUUUAUCGAAGCUUUUAAAUUGGAUGUAGAAUCUCCAAGGCUAAAAGAAUUUUCAGUGUUAAUGAUGUCACAGCUACAGUCAACUCUAGAGAAUGUCGACCGUUCUGACUUACUGGUAGCAACAGUGGAUGCUAUAUUGCUAAUCAUGGAAUCUUAUCCAGAAACGUUUUCAAACCAUUUUCGUGAUACAGUUGACAUAUUAGUGGGCUGGCAUAUCGAUUCGACGCAACAAAAGGCUAUUGCAACUUAUGCUAGUCGUAGCUUGCAAAGAUUACGAACAUUUUGGAUAGCUGAUCUACAAUUUACUUUAACAUUAUUGGGACAGUUUUUAGAAGACAUGGAAAGUUAUGACGAGGAAUUAUCUUUACCAGAGUCUGGUAGAAGUUCACCUGGAGACGAAACGUCUCCAACACCCAAAGAAUGUAUUCGUCGCAUUACGUCCUUGAUCUCGGUAUUCAAUACAGUCACGAAAAGUAUAUCCGAGCAUUUGAAUCCUAAUCUUACACCGAACGUUCAGUGGUCAUUUCUAUCCGAGUGUUUGUCAAAAAUGCUGAAAACAGUCGUGAAAGCGAUCGAAUUGGACGAUGACGCAGAAAUUUUGCUUACAAAUUUCGCACUUACGUCUGAAGGUGCCGAUGAACUACUGAAGCAUAUUAAAAACGUAAGCAUUAUACCUACAAAAAACUCGAACAAGUCGGAAUUGAACGAAGAUGACAUCGUUAGUAUGUUCAAGUCAUUAAACCUUAAUAAGAAUGAUUUAAAAAAUUUGAAACAUAACAUCAAGAAAGAGACUUCGUUAAAAGAAAGGGAAUCGUUGUUAAACGUUGUACGAUGGAUGGAACUGAAAGCCAAAAAGAGCUUGGAUUUGACUGAAGAAAAAGAGGAAUUAAUAAUAGUCGCUAAUGAAUGCGCAUUUUUAUUGUUAGGCUAUCUUCAAAGCCGUAUAACGAAAAAUCACGAAUUACUUUACAAAUUUAUCGAUCUUCAGUUAAAAAGAGUAAACGUCUUUUGGGAUGACACAAUAAUUUCUAUGCUGAAUACCAUCUCGAAAAUAAUAAAGGAAGUCUCCGCGAACCUUCCGUUGGAACUAGUGCACAAAUUGCUUGGAAAAGAUUCUGCGUUACUUAAAUUAAGGUUUCGCGAUUCAAUUUCUAUUCAGAACGCCAGUCUAGGAGUAUAUCACAGUCUGCUUAGCUUAAAAAAUAUUCCACUGCUACAGGAAUCAUAUCGCUAUAUAUUGUCCGAUUUAGAAAUUGCUUAUAAACUUAUUUUAUCAGAUAUUGAAAACUUAGUAGCAGACAAUCCGUUACUUGACGACAUAAAAUAUAAAAAAAACGACGCGGAAAUUGUGGUGAUUUUUUUAUUGAGAGCUCUUUCCGAUAUAGCAAACGCGAGUAAUUCAAUCAUUGGUAUGUGGGCAUUAAAACCAAGCAUCUUGGAAUUGUUGGCAGUCAAGUUGAAACCUUAUGACAGUAGUUUAUCAGCCUCCAGUCCAUUAUUGCAAUAUAGUAUUUUGUAUUUGUUAUAUGCUCAUUGUUCCAGGUACAAUCAUUUUGUACCAAGUUCAAGCUUAAUAACUGGAACUACUGCUUGUCGUCCCAUAGAUAUGUUUCCUGGCGCGUUAGAUGUUCCAACAACAUCACCUACUAGUGGUCAUCUUUCUAUAAUUCUCAAUCUGAUAGCUAAAAGUUAUAACGAACAUACACCUGAGCAAACAUUGUUGCUUUUAUCAACGUGGAUGCAAGAAAUUUGUAUACAAUCAGAAAACUAUAUCGGUAUCUUAAGUAAAACAAAAGAAUAUGAGAACGUUCUAUCAAGUCUAGUUACUUGUGGAGCUACUAUCGAUCGAGACAUUUCUAUUGCUGUUUGUAAUCUCUUCGAGAUAUUAAUGAGUGCAAGAAAUGUUACAUGGAAAGAAGAAAUUUACAUGUACAUAGUGGAUUUGGUAACGUUACAUUUAACUUCGCGAGAUGAAGUUGUGCGAGAAAAGUAUGGCUCGCUAUUGACACGUAUACCCCUAAAUAUAGUAAUACCAAAACUCAACAAGGAACGCGUAUUGUCGGAAACAAAGAAAUAUCAGACUAUUAAGAGUUACUCGACCGAGUCCUUAAUUCUUGCUCAAAGAUUACAUAUGCGGGGAAACAACAACGGAGAAAUGCAAGCUCAACACUUCAAAACAUAUAUGGCUUUUUUAUUGCAAGAACAGUAUCUAGAUGCUUCUGGAUUAUCAGAAAUAUUCACAUUAUGCUGUCCAAUUUUGUCCGAAAACGAAACGACAAGAAAGAUGUAUCGAUUGGCACUGGCAAAUCAAUCCUUUUUAUAUUUUUGGGCCGGAUUUGAGGCAGCUCAACACUGUGUAAUCAACAAACUACGAACCUCAUUAGGAAAACCGCAGGAAACAUUUACAUCAAUCGAAAGUGCUCUGAAAACCCUGGCUCGUGAGAUAUCGUAUAGCUUGGAGGUAACCAAGAAAGAAAAACGAAGUUUGGAUCAUCUACUAAGCGAACAUACCCGCGUUCGAUUAUUUAUCGAAUUCCUUGAACAUCUUGAAAGAGUGAUACACAAUGCGGCUGAGGGUUGUGCGAUUGCCUUGCUGCCUUUAUCGAAACCAGUUAGGACCUUUUUUCACACGAAUAAAUCGACUUGCAAGGAAUGGUUAAAUCGUAUUCGAUUAGCAUUGUGUGUAGUAUCAUUGCAUUCUGGUCUGGCUAGUAGCGCGUUAAGAAAUAGUCAAAGAUUGUUAGAAGAUCUAAGCAACAGUGAUAACACGCAGGGUAUCGAAUUCGAAAGGGCCACGCUUUGUACAGCACAAGCGAUGGUGAUGCUGGGUGAAGCUGAAGCAUUACAAGGACUUUACGUUUAUACUAAAGAAAAAGAUAGAAAAUUUCCAUGGCUGAAAGCCGCGAUGGAAGAAGCUGCGAAUCACUAUGAAUCCGCUGCCGAAGCGUACAAGUUAAUUAUUGAUGAGUAUACGCGUUCUGUGAAUAAUCGACCGAAAAAAGAUUUGGAACAAGAAGAAGAGGGAGAGGACGAAGGUGACGGAACUGGUACUAGCUGCGGCAGUGGCGUUGAAGGUAUUAACGCCAAUGAGGAACUUUCCUCCGACACUAAAGGCAAACGCAUAAAACCAGAGGGAGACAAUCAAGUGCUUAGCUUUUGUAUGCAACGAUUAUCUCAUUGUUAUGAAGCGGUCACCGAUUGGACUCAGUUAGAAGCCUGGAAACAGCAGGAAGUUGAAAUUCUUGCACGCGACAAAAGCAUUACACUUAGAAAGCAUUUUCCAUCAGAAACCGGUGCCUACCGACAAGCAAAAUGUUUAAAAAACUUCGAAAACGGAGAAGCUAUACCUCUAGAUUACCUGACCGAUUGGAAUUUAUUGGAAGAUGAAACUGGAAAGCCAGGCAAUUGGAGUUGUGCGAAAACCUUAGUCGAAUGUAGUAACACGUUAAGUAAUAUCGCAUUCAGGAUUUAUCUGAACGAUUACAAAGAUCAUUUCGAAGAAGAGAUCGAACGAUGUCGAAAAGUAGCAGCUAAAAUUAUGGAAGAAGGUCUAAGAAACGUGCCUUCGGAAUAUCUAAAUGAAUCGGUAUUGGUACGAUUUUCGGCUGACGGAUUAAAGAGCUUAUUAUCUGACCGAGAAGAAAACGUGUUUGAAUUGUACAAGAGCGAGAAAGUCGAUCAUAUGGAUUCAAGUGUUUUAACGCGAACUCUCUGGUGGUCAGAAUAUUUUGGUAGAGUAAGAAAGAAGGACUCUAAACCGAUGUUAAACAGUAAUGACGUCGCCGACCUACGACUACAUAUUGUUCGUACUGCUAGAAAGGAAGGUAACUUUGAACUAGCGAAACGCGAACUCUUGAAUUACUUAAAAUCCGAACGAGACCUGUGCUGGUUUGAAGAAAAAGGAGCAGAACGGAAUAAUCGCGUCGAACUCAAUUUCGAUCAAGUAACCGAAGACAUCCUGAAGAACGUGGUACGCGUGAAGUGGUCGAAGAACAAUAUACGAGCAUUCCGAGAGUACUCAAAAUUAUUAUACGACAUGGAACGAACCAACAAAGCAAUGAAGGUGUGUAGCGCAACCGCACUUGGAAUAUCGCGUGCGAUCGUCGAAGGAGAACAAUCGUCUGACUUACGGGAGUACGGUACAAUUCUUCUUCUCACUCUCGGAAAAUGGAUACAACAAGAGGCUGGUAGUGUCGAAAAUGGCCAGUUAGAACAAUUGCUCGAUUUUGAGGCUGCUCACAACGACGGCUUGAUGAACAAAUUAUUCGGACCUACCACAAGUUCAAUACCCGAGUCGGAUAUGAUAAUCGGGAGAUUAACGCAGCUCGGUGUGAACCAAUGCCCCGAUUUACCGUUCGCCUGGUACAGCUUUGCCAGUUGGUGCUAUAAAUGGGGAAGAAAGAUCGUAGAUAAUUCGAAUUCGGGUCAGCUUACCGACACCGACAGAAAGACCAUACAGGAAUUGCUACCGUUUGACACAGACGAAACCGACUUAAACGCUAUCUUUUCAAUUUUGUCACAGUUCAGAACGAUUCCAGAAGAUGAAAGCGACAUCGCGGACACAUCUAAUGACGUGAAUACCUCCGACAUGGUAGAAAAUCAAUUACGCAGCAUUCCUAUAUUAAGCAGUGCGAGUGCCGAUCGCCUUGGAAUGCUCGUCGACAUUUGGAGACAGGCACAGAAAAGAGUUUACUCGUAUUAUGAACUUUCCGCGAAUGCGUAUUUCAAAUAUCUGCAGCUAGCUGCGAUCAAAGAUGCUAAUGACUGCGUUACUAUCACAGCUACGCUUAGAUUAUUACGAUUAGUCGUGAAGCAUGCUCUUGAAUUACAGAACGUACUGGAGUCUGGACUUUCGUCCACCCCCACAGCGCCGUGGAAAGAAAUAAUACCACAAUUAUUUUCGCGACUUAGCCAUCCAGAGUCUUACGUGCGAACACGAGUCUCCGAGUUGUUGUGUCGAGUUGCAGAGAAUUCUCCACAUUUGAUCACGUUCCCGGCGGUGGUCGGAGCAGUCUCUGGUCAAAAGAAAAAUUGCGACAAGGUCCUCUAUGAGAAAGCUGAGACCGAUUCUUCUCAAAAUGAUUUAGAUUUCAUCGAAGAGGAAGAAGACGUUGGUGGUACCGAUAAUUCCUCCGCUACUGUCUACCAAGAUGAACAGGAGAAGUUUAUGGAUUGUUGUUUCACGCAGUUAGUAGAUUGCUUAUCGAAUCGAAUUCAAGACUCUAUCGAGCAGGUAAAGAUACUGGUGAAGGAGUUGCGACGAAUCACACUCUUGUGGGACGAACUGUGGUUGGCUACUUUGUGCCAACAUCACACCGAAAUCUCCAAGCGAUUCGAACAAUUGGAAAUGGAGGUGCAAAAAGUACAGGACAAUAUCUGGUUGAGUGUCGAAGAGAAGGAUAAAUUGAUUGCCGAGAAGCACAGGAUUAUACUGAAACCGAUAGUGUUUAUACUGGAGAAUUUGUCGGCUAUGACUUCUGUACCAGCCGAAACGCCACACGAGAAAAACUUUCAGGAGAAAUUUGGUCCUUCGAUAGAGGAAGCCAUAAACAAAUUGAACAAUCCAAAGAAUCCUGCAAAACCACAGAUCGCGAGUAUGUGUUUAAAGCAGUUGGAAAGCAAGCUUGCCCAACGAGUGCAUAGACGUGCAACUUAUUCUCUCUCUAUGAACGACAUCAGCCCGGUGUUGGCUAACUUGAAAAAUACAUGCAUCGCCAUGCCAGGUGUUGCUGCUAAUGAUAAUAAAAUCAUUACUAUCCAAUCCGUCGACAACAAUGUUCAGAUAUUGCCAACAAAGACAAAACCAAAAAAAUUGAUUUUCCACGGUUCUGACGGACACGUGUACACGUAUCUGUUUAAAGGAUUAGAAGAUCUUCAUUUGGACGAAAGAAUUAUGCAGUUCUUGAGCAUAUGUAACACUAUGAUGUCAAAGAAAGUCGACUCGAAAAAGGUGUACAGGGCUCGUCAUUAUUCGGUCAUACCGUUAGGUCCACGGUCCGGUUUGAUACAAUGGGUUGACGGGGUUACACCUUUGUUCGUACUUUAUAAGAGGUGGCAACAAAGGGAAAGCGCUAUGCAAAAUAAGACUGGUAGCUCGGCGAUAUUACGGCCUUCCGAGCUUUUUUACAACAAAUUAACACCUUUGUUGAAAGAACGAGGAAUCAGUUUGGAGAAUAGAAAAGAAUGGCCAAUUCAGAUUUUAAAACAAGUGUUGGCCGAGUUAAUGGCCGAAACACCAAAGGAUUUAUUAGCAAAAGAAAUUUGGUGUAACAGUAUAAAUGCUGGCAGUUGGUGGCAAGCAACCAAAAAUUAUUCAUACUCAGUUGCUGUAAUGUCGAUCAUCGGAUACAUCAUUGGCUUAGGUGAUAGGCACUUGGACAAUGUGCUGGUUGAUUUGAACACAGGCGAGGUGGUACACAUUGAUUACAACGUUUGCUUCGAAAAAGGCAAAACAUUACGAGUACCAGAGAAGGUGCCGUUCAGAAUGACUCCAAACAUAAAAACAGCGUUAGGAGUGACCGGUGUUGAAGGUAUAUUUCGUCUGGCAUGUGAGAAUACUCUUCGAGUAAUGCGUAGAGGACGUGAAACAUUGCUGACUUUGCUCGAAGCGUUUAUUUAUGACCCGCUAGUUGAUUGGAGAGCGGGUGCAGAUAAUAGCAUCGCGAGUUAUGGAGCAUGUCAGGCCAGAGCAAGAUGCACUGGUAUUGGAAGAAAACAGUUAGAGCAAGAAUUGACGCGAGCGAUGUUCGCCGUUCGAACUACCGAAAUGCGUGCUGAAUGGUUGGCAAAUAGGGAUGAAUUGAUCAAGAUCUUUCCGUCGCUGUGUCAUCACUUAAAUUGCUGGGUCGAAGCAACUGAUGCUACGCGCCAAUGUCAGGAUUUACUGCAAGACAGACAUCAGCAGCUUGCGUUGGUCAAGGAAGCACAGGCAAUGGGACGUAAUCAUCCUUUAUACUCUGUUAUCAAACGUUAUAAUUCCUUCAAACGGGCACGCGAUGCUCACGAGAAAGCGAAAGCUGGAUUAAAAGAAAAAAUAGACGAUUGCGAAAAACAAAUUAAUAUGCACAAUAUGGCACUCUCGGCGGUACGGGGUCCUCAAUUGGGACAGUGGUUAGCAGAAUUGGAAACAUCUACGAAUCAGGAAGAUCACGUCGUAUUUGAUCUCGUUAAAGAGUUUUUACAGAAUGCUGGUCAAAGUAAUAUGAUCCUUCAGUGUGAACAAUCAGAAAACGAACUGACUCAGUUGGCUACGCAACAAUCUAUUUUAAUACAAAAUUGUUUGGAUCUUUUGAGUCAAUAUUCGGCGAUUUGCAGCCUUUAUCCGUUGAGUAGCAUGUCGCAACAUCGUACAGUACGUUAUCACGGUUGGGCUAAUCAGUUGUUAAAUUCGGGAAACGUCGAAACAUGCUGCGAAGUUAUGGCACAAUUUGAAAAUACCUUCGAUCGAAUAAAGAGUUCGAACAAUCAACAAGUACAGCAGAUAAUAACAUUUUCCUAUCAAAUGCAAGCAAUUCUGAACGAAGCGAACGAAAGAUUGAAAAAGGCUUAUGAAAGAAUGUUCUCGGAGGGUUUACCAGAAUCAAUUACUAGAAUAGAGAAAGCGUACACAGAGUCAAAAUUGCAGAUUCAAAACUUUUUGAGAAGAGAAAAGGGAGCGGAAAGGGCACUAGAAUGUGUUAACAUAACUGCUCUGUGUGCUCUGAAUAAGAGAUACUUGAUGAUGGAAGGUGCUGCCAAGUGUGCAGGGGAUUGUUUAGUCGAUCUCACGUCUAGAGAAGGAGAUUGGUUUUUGGAUGAAAUGCGUCUGAUGUCUUCAUUAAUAGCUGAGUUGGUCAGCUUGAUCCCAGAUUGUCACAAAACUAACAACGAUCCCAAAAUAUCUCUCAUACUGAAAUGUUUGAGAGGCUCCGAUUGUAUCUACAAAGGGUUGCAAGAAUUGAAUUAUAAUUUCCACACCAUUAUCCUACCCGAAGCGAUGAAGACCAUCAUAACAGAAGAGCCAACCGUGAUCAGAAUGAUCGGUGAACUAACCGAGAUAAUCGUCUCGCCUGGUAUACCACUCGGAGAUAUCUUAGGACAACUGGAGAUGCAUUUAAGAUUCACCGUCAUGGAGAUGGAAAGUCCUCAUGCGGUGAUACAGAGCGUCGUGAAUAACAUGAGAUUACGAUUUGAGGCGUUACUGUCUCGGCCUGCCGAGAUUCAAGAACCGAAUCAGGACGAGGCUUUGACUCCAGGCCAAAUGCUUUUAAUGGGUUUCAAUGGAUUAUUCGAAAAACUCCAGAUGGAAGGUAAUGCAUUGAUUGCUACCUUGAGUACUCUUGAUAUUCCACCUUCUUGGCGCAAAAUCGACCAAAUUCGGGAAGCUAAAGAAAUGUCCGCGCCAAUCUUCAAUAAAACAGCUUGUCAAGUUUUAGAAGAUAUGUUUCUGGUCAAGCGAUUGCAUACCAUACAAGAGUUUUUCAUGAUGUGCAGAGACAUUGCGACCGCUUUUAAAGGUGGUUUAGCGAAUGUUUACGACGACGAACGAUUAAACAAACCGAUAAGAAUAUUUACGGCGGAUUACGUAUCGAGACAGUUGCUCGGGGUAACCUCUCAAACGCUUGCUAUUGGACUUUGCUUUUUACUACAGAGAAUGGGACUGAGCGUUACCACCGAGAUCGAACAGAGAGAUAUCGGAGCUGAAAGUAAAGUUUCGAUAGAGGAAUUGUGUAGGAAGGUAGUGGAUCUCUGCAUGAAGAGAGGUCUAUUCUCAGGAUCGGUUUUGGCUCAAGCGAGUGCACUUAGUAGCACUCUUGAAAGCGCCUGGCGAAGGAAGCAGAGCGCCAGAUUUACACAACAGUGUGUUGAAGUAACAAGAGCCAGUAUGGAGAGACUUCAAUUGCAACUAACUGCUCAUCAUUGGUUACACGAAGACAGCUUACUGAUGAGAACAAAUCUCAAUUUAUUGAAUCCUUUAAAUCGUUCCGCGUUUAUGCUGGAAUUACGAAAAACUGCUGCAGCGCUAACUGGUUUACAGUCUCGAGUAUGCGAAGCACGUGAACAACAACAAAAUCUUGUUUCUAGCGCGGUGCAACGAUUAAAAUGGGCUGCUGGAGCGAAUCCAGCUCUCGGAGAAGUAAUGUCCGCAUUCGAUAAUGCUGUUCUCGCUUCCUGCGAAAAAUUAACCCGGCAGCACAAUCUUGCAACCAACGUAAUCACUACGUGUAACUCUAUAUUGCACUAUGAAGCUUUAAGAACACGAACGUCCGAAAGUGUGACUCACGAUGCAAAUUUCGUCAAAUUGGUUAAGCAUUGGGAAGAAAGUUGCAUACUGACAAUGAAUUUGAACAUUACUGUAACCGCGAUAGAAGAGAGUUUAGUGGAGUUAUUGCAGAUGGAAAGUAACGUCGAUAUGAACUGGUUAAAGCAGGCAGAACGAUUUAUUUCCGAAGCAAUCCUUGACGUUCAGAAAAAACUGCAAGAAAAACAAGAAGGUCUGGUUGCCGCGCAAGAACAUUUAAGGGAACGAGUUUUAAGUCUGCAGAGAGUGUUGACCGAACACCAUAGACUGAUGUCAGAUGUUCGAAUUCUAUUACGUUCCAUGGUAAAGCAAGAAAAUAUUGACGGCUUGCAAGAAUUUCUGACUUCGUAUCGAUCUUUCACUGAAAGCAUCUCAGCAAUUGUCAAAGAACUUGAAUCUGAUAUCCUUGACGUAAACAAAGGUAGAGUAAUUAAGCAAGACUUGGAGAACAUGGCGACUACGGUGCCGAAUUUAUACAAUGAACUGUUAGAAUUUGCCAACGAAAAGAAAGUGAAUUCAACGAAGAUGCUUGAAAAACAGAAAGAGUCAGAAAAAGAGAAGGAAAGGGAUCGAGAAAGAGAGCAUGAAACUGAGGCUUCGAAUCUCGGUUCAAUGAAAAAGAAAGGAAAAUUGAUCAGGCAAGAAGGGGUGUGUUACAGUCCUAGAAAAGGAAUUCCCUUGGCUCGAGAUCCGACUACGGGAAAAGCUGUCCAGGAACGAAACGCCUAUGCGUUGAAUGUUUGGCAUCGCGUACGCAUGAAAUUAGAGGGAUGCGACCCACAUCCGAAUCGUAAAUACACGACAGCUGAACAGGUGGAAUACGUUAUACGUGAAGCUCAGAGUACCGAUAAUUUAGCCCUCUUAUACGAGGGUUGGACGCCAUGGGUCUGAACGAAAGCAGGUCGACGCGAUAGCGUCGAUGGUUCAAUGCUCGUUACACACGGUACUCGAGUUCGUACCGUUCUUCGCUCUACGCUCGACGGAGCCAGCUCUCUGUCCAACCAGGUGUGAAGUACACCUUCGUAUCACCUGGAAGAGAAAGUCUGUGUCCGCAAAGAUGCCGCGUGAAGUUCGGCAGCGCGCACUUACAUUCAGGGAAAUCCUUGCGCGAUCUGUGAUCCGCGAUCGAACUUCGAUUCUGGCACCGAUUCCAUGAUUAUCUCAAAAAUCUCUCGUUAACCAUGCAUACCAUGUACAGUCCAAUGAAAUUUCUUUUUCUCUAUUUGCUAUCCACGUAUUCUAUUUGUUCUCUUACUUGGAAUAACUUGUAUCAGAAAUCGUUGAUCAAAGUGUCGGAUUACCAUAUAGAUGAAAAAAAAGAUAGGGAUGCACUUAAUUGCAAAAUUAAUUUUUAUGGAUAAAGCGAAGUAUUUUAGCGAGCAAGUCAAAAGCCAACAAAGAAGAAAAAUGCAUAAAUGCUGGUAUGUUUAAACGUUGGCGAUAGAUUUGAGAAAAGCAUAGAAUCUGCCAUAUCUUUGGAAUAACGAGGCAACGACUGGAAGUUUAGGCAGCGAUGCGGAGAAGCUCGACGAUCAAUGCGUCGAUGGUGGCACUCGAAACUUUAACGAGAACAUCGGUGGUGACACGUUAACUGCCACAGACAUUCAUUCAUUCAUUAAUUCAUUCAAAGAAACGACCCUUCUCUUAACAAUUUAUAUAUCAUUUCUCUAAUUUUUUAGCAAACGUAUCGGUCGGUUGGUCGAAUUUUAUUGCCGUUCGCGUUCCCUUGUAGAUUUAUUUACAGUGAUUCCAGCGGGACCAAGAAUGAUAACGUUAGUAAAUUUCUAAAUUGUAACCACAAUUUGUCGAGCAAGAAAUUGGACGUUUUUUUACGUAUAAAUUAUCGCAUUCAACGUUUUUAUAUAUUUCCUUUUUAUCGCUGUUAUUUAUAGUGACACAAUACUUCUUCAAUUAAUUGGCAUUACAAAUGCUGGUUUCAUAAAAUAACAUUUAAUUUCUCUAUUUACACAAGUGCUAAAUUUUACGAUAUAACCGCUUCUUCGAAAUGAUUCUCUUUCUAUGUUCAACUGUCAUAUUAAAAGAAUAUUCUAAUAACGGUUGUAAUUAUCGAUCACCGAUCUACAAUAGUCCAGAAUAGAGAGAACGUUGAAAAAAAUGAUAGCGUUGCAAAUAUCCAGCGGAAAAAAUUUGUUCCUUUUUGUAUUUAAAAAAAUGUACGAUGAUGAAAGCAAAGGCUUGAUUUUCGGUUUUCUCUUUUUGUUUGUGAGGGGAAAAGGGGAGGGAGAGAAGGUCGCACUUUAUAAUCAAUAAAGAUUACGGUAUAUAUAAAACUAUGAAGAAAGAUGUAUUCCCUUCGGUUUAAUUACACUUUUGAAAAGCAUUCUUGUCUGCGAUUCAUUUACCGCACACCUCUUUUUACUGUACUAUUAAUUGUUUCCUCUCCUCUUUAACCAAAAUUCUUAGAUAAUUUUUCAAUUACUUUUACAUUAUUUUACCCGAAUUUUUUUCCAAUAUUCAUACAAUGUUAUAUUCAAAAUCCUUCCCCUCUUUCUCACGUUUUAAUCACUACUCUAAAAGAAUCAUCACACCUUACAUAGAAUAAAACUCUCAGUAAACGAACAAAUGUAAUUUUUUAAUAAAUCACAUUGUACUUCAAUUCUA
Megachile rotundata (alfalfa leafcutting bee) is the source of this 12975-nucleotide messenger RNA. RefSeq names its product serine/threonine-protein kinase Smg1 (gene nonC). The record is from RefSeq and is a predicted model, not a curated record. Lineage: Eukaryota; Metazoa; Arthropoda; Insecta; Hymenoptera; Megachilidae. Gene Ontology annotation, molecular function: protein serine/threonine kinase activity; protein binding. Gene Ontology annotation, biological process: negative regulation of macroautophagy; nuclear-transcribed mRNA catabolic process, nonsense-mediated decay; TOR signaling. Gene Ontology annotation, cellular component: cytoplasm; TORC2 complex; TORC1 complex.